GAAGAGUUCACAACUCUGACAUCCUAGCUUUGGGAUAUCUCCAUGGAUUCCAAAAUCGCUCGAAAAGUCGCUCGAUCGAAGAUCCCUCCUCCACCAGACGGUCGCUGUAUCAUAAACCAACUCCCUCCCGAACUACUCGCCUAUAUCUUCCAACUGGGAGUGGAGCUGGAGGCGGAAGGCGAAGAUGAUGAGGACCUUUUCUCAGACAUAUCUUCUGAAACCGAAGAGGAAAAACCAUAUUUGCCUUUCGAAGUGCUUGUAUCGCACGUCUGCAAGCACUGGCGAGACAUUGCAACCAAUCUACCAAACCUAUGGACGUCAAUAGACUUCGCAGGUCCAUAUGAUCGCUCAAUAACAUAUCUAGAACGAGCACAGCAGGCUCCUUUGGACAUAUCAUUGGACUUGGAGGACCUGGAUGCUGAUGACCCAGAGGUAAAGGAUCUCAUUACGAUCGCCGGUCUCAUCCUUCCUCGUGUGUCGCAAUGGCGAACAUUUGAACUCAUAGUCUCCGACUUCUCCUUGAUGGCCAUUGUGCUGAAGAACCUCAGCGCGUGUCCUGCCGCACCUAUCCUAGAAAGUCUGUCGCUGUACAACCACGACAAUAUCGAGGAUAUGGACCACUUUGAGCCCGCCGCGUUGCGGGAUGUACCCGAGCUCUUAUUCAAUGGGAACGUGCCGAGACUCAAGAAGAUUGCACUAUGGGGUGUGCAUCUACUAUGGGAGCGUACCCCGUUUCUUAAAAAUCUGGAGGAGAUCGAGUUGGCGUAUCACGCCGAGGAUGUCCGCCCAAGUUACAAGGUAUUCACGAACAUGCUCAAGGAGUCGCCGAAUCUGCGCUCUCUGGCCCUCUGCAAUUCAGGCCCUGCAGGUGGUCCUGUAGACUGGCUUGAAAGUGUAACAGAAGGUCACGAAGGCGAACCUGUCCCACCCCCUACCACACAAAUAUCCCUUCCUUCCCUCAACCAACUCGCCCUCACCUACGAAUCCGCUCCGUAUGUUACCUCGCUCAUGCAGCGUCUCGAAGUUCCCAACCUCGCUGACUUAUCACUUGAUCUUGAAGCGGACGAUUAUGGAACCUUCCUUAGCAUGAUUUCGAAGCCGACUGCCAAACAGAAGAAACCUCUCCUCACGGGUUUGACCCACCUCAAGAUCACCGAUAUCGUUUGUUCACAUGUGACAGUGUAUGAAGCACUGAACACCUUGGAGAACGUCACCUCACUCAACUUGAAUUUCCACUAUCUCGACCUGAUAUGGUACGAUCUACUGAUGGGCGACAGUCGUGGAGUAGAGGGCAUCAAUCUAAACGAUCGUGUGCUUUGUCCAAAAUUGAAGGAGUUCACGUCUCGAGGACUUAGUGGUACUCUGGUCUUGGCAUUCGUCAAGAGGAGGGAGGAGGCUGGCAAGUCGCUGUCAAAGGUCCUCCUGGAGGACACAGAUGAACUCGAAGAGGAUGAGGAGCGACAGAUAAAAGAGCACGUAGAGCUGGAAUUCUUCGAAGGAUCUGACACCGAGGACGAAGAUGAAGAUUUUCCGGGUCUUGUUGACCUCAUGGUAGAGGGGUUGGAGGAUGAGGAGGAGGAAGAAAAUGUCGAAGGGGAUGUAGAAGCAGAUGACGGGAAUGAGGAAUGGACAACCGACUCCGACAUGGAUGACUUAGACUAGUGUCCUCCAAACAAAUAAUGAUGAUGGGACAAGUUGAUGCAAGAAUGCAAUAGGGGGUGUUAUACAAUAGUCUGCUAAGAGAU
Messenger RNA from Somion occarium, 1745 nucleotides. NCBI's taxonomy places the organism in Eukaryota, Fungi, Basidiomycota, Agaricomycetes, Polyporales, Cerrenaceae. The record is from the annotation of a GenBank genome assembly.